This is a messenger RNA of Pyrus x bretschneideri (Chinese white pear), 792 nucleotides long. RefSeq names its product methyl jasmonate esterase 1-like. Gene Ontology annotation, molecular function: methyl indole-3-acetate esterase activity; methyl jasmonate esterase activity; methyl salicylate esterase activity. The transcript has 3 exons. Lineage: Eukaryota; Viridiplantae; Streptophyta; Magnoliopsida; Rosales; Rosaceae. Gene Ontology annotation, biological process: jasmonic acid metabolic process; salicylic acid metabolic process. The record is from RefSeq and is a predicted model, not a curated record. The coding region runs from base 1 to 792 and encodes 263 amino acids.
AUGUCUUCCUCAUCCCCAAACCCAGAUGCCUAUAAGAAGCAUUUUGUGCUGAUUCACGGAGCCUGUCACGGGGCAUGGUGCUGGUAUAAGUUAUCAGCUUUACUAACCUCUGCAGGUUACAAUGUCACAGCCCUAGACCUAGCAGCAUGUGGGAUCCACCCAAAGGAGGUAAAAUAUGUACAGACCUUCUCGGAUUAUGCUGAGCCAUUGAUCAAAUUCAUGGAGACUCUCCCACCAGAGGAGAGCGUUAUCCUGGUAGGCCACAGCUUCGGUGGGCCCGUCAUAUCUAUUGCCAUGGAGAUGUUUCCUGAGAAAAUAGUGGCGGCCGUUUUCGCCACCGCUUUCAUGCCUAGUCCUACUUUCAGUUACCCUCAUAUAGUAGAGAAGAUGUUUGCUGGUGUGGAUUUGAUGGACUAUUACCAUAGAUUUGAUAAUGGACCCAACAAUCCUCCAACUUCGGCAAUUUUCGGGCCUAAGAUCAUGUCGUUACUAUUGUACCAGCUCUCGCCACCAGAGGAUGUAAAACUAGCAUCAUCCUUGUUGAGGUUCUGUCCUGUACUGAUUCAUGAUGAAAUAAAACUCACCAAUGAGAAAUAUGGAUCAGUUCGUAAAGUGUUUAUUGUGUGCGACCAAGAUCAUAUAAUACCGGAGAAAUGGCAGAGGUGGAUGAUCGAUGAAAAUCCACCGAAUGAAGUGCAGGUGAUAAAUGGUGCUGAUCACAUGGUAAUGUUCUCUAAACCGCAGGAGUUGUUCUCCUGCCUCCAGGCGAUUGCUGUAUCAUCAUCAUUCUAG